AUGCCCAAACAUAAUAAUCUUACGACGGAUGAGACAACACAAAACUCGGGAACUACUUUUACUCGAGCACCACCCCAUCGAAGAAACAAAUAUUCUGUUUGGAGCCACUUCACUCUUGAUCCAGAUUUUAUUGGAAUAGCCAGAUGUAACUAUUGUGACUCUAAGUUAAAGUCCAAUAAUGGAACGAGUUCCAUGGCCGGACAUUCAAAGAUAUGCAAGAGCAACCCAAAUAGUGAAGCAAAUAAGAGAUUAAAAACAACCCCAUCAUUAACAACAAAUGUGACUUCUCCUUCAGCAAUUGUGUUAGGAAAAUUUGACCAAGAGAAAUGUAGGCAGGCAAUGGUUGAUAUGAUUGUGGAAAUUGAGCUUCCGUAUAUGCAUGCAGAUCAUAAAGCUUUUCGUUGUUGUAUGAGUGUAUUGAAACCAAGAUUUAUUCCAAUCUCCCAAAGCACAGUAGCACGUGAUGUUUUGGCUUUAUGGGAUUUUGAAAGGGAAAAAUUGAAGACCUUUCUUUCCCAACAUUAUCGAAGCGUGUGCUUGACCACAGAUGGUUGGACUUCAUGUCUUACAUGUGCAUAA
Molecule: messenger RNA, 579 nt
Organism: Lathyrus sativus (Indian pea)
Lineage: Eukaryota; Viridiplantae; Streptophyta; Magnoliopsida; Fabales; Fabaceae
Source: the annotation of a GenBank genome assembly